Messenger RNA from Adineta steineri, 1839 nucleotides. The record is from the annotation of a GenBank genome assembly. Lineage: Eukaryota; Metazoa; Rotifera; Eurotatoria; Adinetida; Adinetidae.
AUGUUGUUUUAUUUAUUUAUUAUUCUUUGUAACAUAUUUUUAAAUCAAGCAGCUAUUCUUCAAUGUGAUUUUGAAACAGCUUGUAAUGAUUUCAACACGGAUUCUAAUUGGGGUUUAACUGAUGGUGCUCAUCCUCAAUCUAUGAAUCAUGACCAUACAUUAAAUACAAGCUUAGGUCAUUAUAUUUUCUAUGAUCCAUCAAGUGGUUCACCAUUUAAAAUAGCUGAAAUUAAAACAAAUGAUUGGUUAAGCUUAUCAACUGAUCGAGCUGUAUGUUUUCAAAUGUGGUAUUAUACUCCUCGUAUAAGCCUUGCAUUUAACAUUCAACUUGUACAAGGUGAUGAUGAACAAUUAACACGCGUUGCAGCUUCAAUUCCAGGAAAAGAUCCUUCAAGUAAUGAUUGGGCUUUAAUUAACAUAGUAUUACCAAGUGAAAAGUUUAAAAUAUUUAUUCGAUUAAAUAACACAGGUCGACCUUUGGUAUUUGAUGAUAUGUCUGUUGAUUAUUGUGAUGAACCACAUCCUACACCUACGAAAAUUUUAUAUGAAUGUGAUUUUGAAUCAUCUUGUUCAGAAGAUUUCAUUUCGUUACCUGUAUAUCCAUAUCAAUGGUCAAUUUUAAAAGCAAGUGAUGCUAUUAAAAUAGAAAAACAAGCUCCAUCUGUUGAUUAUACAUUCGGUAAUCAAUCAGGUCAUUAUGCAUUAUUACCUAUUUCAAAAGUAGUUGGUGCAGGCAAUGUUGGCUAUCUUCAUUUGCAAACAGAAUUGAAUAUUACUACGGAAGAAUCAUACUGUUUAAAUUUUCAAUAUUAUGGUUACGGACAAUCAUUUUAUAGCAAUUUAAAAGUAUAUCUACGAAUGUCAGAUGAAUCUGAAGCAGUUCAAGUGAUAUGGCCCAGUAAACCAUCUCAAUAUUCGACUUGGGGUAUUACCAAUUUACCUGUUGGACAAUACUCACUUCUCUUUCGCAUGGACACAUCCGAUAAUACUCAACUCUCGUUUGCUCUUGAUAAUAUUUCUAUUACAUCAUGUGCUUAUCCACCAUAUGAACCUAGUCCAUAUUAUUCAAUUCUUUCCUUUUCAUGCAAUUUUGAUAAUUUGACUAUGUGUGAUAUGACUAAUGGAGAUACAAUUAGUCCACCUCCUACAUUUAAUUUUACUGUCAUGACUGGUGAGACAAUACCUAAUCGUGAACUUGGUCCAACUCGAGAUCAUACAAGUAAUUCAACAACAGGUGGUUUCCUUUAUUGGAAUCAACAAUUGCCAUUUACUAGUAAAGAUGUUGGUAGAGUACAUCCAUCAACAACAAUUGAACAAAAUUCUGGUAUGUGUAUUAAAUUUGCUUAUUAUGUCAAAUCUUUGGCAGUGAAUAAGAAUGGAACAAGAGUGUCGAUAUCAGCUGGUGGAUGUUAUGGAGCAUAUUUAUGGAUGCAAGCACUCGAUGAUAGUCAGGGAUGGCAAACAGUUAUUAUACCUGUAUUAAAAUUUGCGUGUGGUGAAACAUUCUAUUUUGAUGUUUAUCAAUCUCUACCGAUAGCGGUAUCUGUUGCUUUUGAUGACAUCGAAAUUGAUCAAUGUAGUUAUCUCAUUCCUACCACAACAACCUCUACAACAACAACUACUACUACUAGUACUACUACUACCACUACUAAAACUACAACAACAUCGCUUACUAGUAGUUCACCAACAACACAGUCUUCAAUGUCUAGUACUGUUUCAACAACAACAUCUAUGUCUACCACAACGUCAUCAAGCAAUGCUUAUCGACUAUCGUCUUUAAACACAUACAGUUUAAUAAUUAUUUAUUUUCUUUCUCAAAUUUUUCGAAAUUUGUUUUAA